UUCCACCAACUGCCGUUAUCCUUCGAGGAGGAGGAAACGCCGCCGUCCCGCUUAUGUCCGAGCCUGCAACAGGAUCCCAAAAAUCCUCUCGCGCUUCAGCGGGAGUGUUGUCGUGAGUACCGUGUCGUCGGCUACCGACUGGAUUGGACUACUUCGAAAGAACUCCACUUUCCUCCAAGUGUCCGGUGCGGCCCGUCUGCUCGGAGUAGCGAUGCCGUAAACAAGCGCAGGGGCGUCAACUGAUGGAACUUGCAUCGUCCACUUAGGAGGAACCGCCUCCCAGAACCAUGCCAUUCGCUCAAGGAGCCGAGCUGUUCUUGGGUCGUCAGGUGCCGGCGGCCAACGGCACCCGGCAAGCCGUUAUGCCGCGGCCCUACCUCCAAAACAAGUCCAGGAGCCUGCCCUCGCGGCAGCCCUUAGAGCCGAGGGCUUUGUUCGCCUUCCUACGUCGUGAGGAGUCCGAAGCCAGGCGCAAGAACGGCCACGAUAGCUCCGUCGACGAGAGCUCCCUCAGUUCGGACACGUCUUGCUCAUCCCUCGAGUACCAUCGCCCUCAAAGCGCUGGCGUUGAAUUGCCCAGGACGUCCCUACGGUCAAGUCCAGUUAGAUCUGACGAGGCUAGAAGACCCGGAGCCUUUCCUCCUUCCAAGGGUUCGACGGAAAGCCUGUCGCGUCGUGAGCGACUUCAGGCGGCUAAGGCCAGGGUAGAGGCUCAACGGAGUAAGUACGGCGGAAGUUCUUCGGAAGAAGACGAGGACGACGGGAACAAGCCGACGGACGUCAACAAGAACCGGAAAAGGUCCAGAGACGUUCCUGUGUUCACUCGUCUUGGUCCGGUCUGGCAAGAAAGCAAGGCUUACCAAGAUCCUACCAUGGUACGGCGAGGCAGUCCAGGGGUGCCCCUGAGCGUGAGUACCACGUUCCAGGGACCUACGGGCCCCGUUCAGCCGUCUCCUCAAGACUCCGGUGUGAGCUCCCAGUCGGUGGCGUCCAGCCCCAGUCUGGGCAGGGCCCCAACGCCACCUCCCAGGAGGUGCCAGUCUAGAGCACUGCUCAGGGAAAGUCCCCUCCUGGCGCCCAAGCCAAGAAGACACUCCGCCUCUUUCGAAUUGUGUAGACUGGACGACUCCGGUUUCGGAUCCGAACGGAGGGAGAGCUUCUACAACUACGGGGGUGUGCCUCCCGCGCACGAUAUCAAGUCUCGGGCACGUGGUCCUGCUUAUUAUUCGUACACGGACCAGGCUCCCGUGCACCAGGACUCGUCGGGGGCCUACAUGAGCGACCCCCAGAGGCCGGACGGCAGGUUCGUGGGGCUGGCACCCAGACAUCGGAGGGCUUCCAUAUCAGCGGAGGUCCUCGACCUCGCGCCCAAGUCGGACAUGCCGCCACGGAGGCCCCGUCCCCUGUCGAUGGUCAUGGAGAAGACGAGAGACGUCCCGCCACCGGUGCCCCGACACAAGCCGCAGAUGGGUGGAACCACGAACAGCCUGGAAGUUGCCAGGCGUCGUCUGGACGACGUCAUGCAGCGAGAGAGGGAGCGACGUUCCUCUGCCAACUUGGAAACGGCCCUGAACGAACUAGAGGAGAUCUACCAGAGUCUCCGACUCAACGAAGACGAAGACCUCCUCUUCAGGGCCGAACGACGGGACCUGCCGACCAAGUUUCAGCUGAGUCGUCCCGAUUCGAACACUACCUUCGUCGAGCCGACAUACCCGCUCAAACGGAGCUGCAGCGACGACAUAUCCGCCAUGUCUGGUCACCAGCCCCGACAGAGAGCACCCUCGUUUCGCCGGUCCGCCGUUCCCGACAAGCUGACAGACGACCUGGCGUACCGUCGUCUCGUUCAGCAACCUCAGCCACCCCAGCGAAACGGCGCACGCACACCCACCCCUCGCAAGGACGCCAGCUACCUUCUCUACUCCCCAGCGUUUACACCUAGUCUUCAAGUGGAUCCGGCUCUCCUCGACUUCACGCUGUCCAAGGAACCCGACAUAGAAAAGGACGACAUGUCCUACAGAAACUACACCCAAGCCGAUGCGAUCCGCGUGCCGGCUCCACAGCCGCCGUUUGGCAUCCCGUUGCUACCAACUCAGGGUACAUCGUGCGACUACUUGAGGGCCAGGCCCAGUGACACACAGAGACCUCUUACCAGGCCCAAGGUGCAUCCGGACCUGGUUAGGGACGACAUGGCCUUCCGGAACUUGCGCAAGGAUCCCGCCGUGUCGCUCGCCUCAAGACGGCCCACGCUGUUUGUAAACAUCAAUUCGGACCCGUCCGAGAAGCGGGACAAGUCUCAAAGUAUGACGAGCGUCAUGGAAGCCCUGCACAGGGAGUCGCAGCGCUGGAAGCGGCUCGACGAAAGUGUUCAGAGUCCUCAGUCUGGACCGUCUUCGGCUACCAGCCUGAGGUCUUCCGGCCCGAACUGGGGACUGGCAAGGCAGCGUGGCAGGAUCGUGCCCAUGGAAGACUCACAUCUGGACUCGCUGCUAGCGUCUUUGACGCCGCCGCCGGUUGGUCCAGGUGAGCGGCUGCGGGCGGGGGUUCGAGUCCCGGCAUGACUUCUCGCCUGCGGGCCUUCCUAACGCUCGAGUUGCUUGAAGACGCCCCCUAACCAUGACCUCCGGCUACACAACUGCCCCUGAGUGUGCUCGUGUAGUGCGUGACCCUACCGUGCUGUGCUGUGCGGGUGUGAGUGCGCGUGCAUAGUGCCUUCUUAACUGCCCACUGACAAGCAUUGACUUUCUGACCGUGCGUGCUGUGAGCUGGUUGGGUUCGAACUAGAUAUGUGUGUGUGUCUGUGUACGCUGUUUGUCGUUUCAUUUGUGUGCGCUUCAACUGGGAUUCUUAUUUCUUUUCUUAUAUAACGAAGGACAAAGAAAGAAAGAAAAAACAGCCGUUUCGGUUUGUGUCUUUUCUGUUGAGAGUUUGAUUUUCUUUUCGAUCUUCAGAAACUAUUUUAUUCUUCAAUGUCUGUCGUUUCUUGCAGUUUUUUUUUAUUUUAUUUUAUUUUAUUUGAGGAUAGAUUAUUCCCGUGUAAGCUGUUCAAACAACCGAAGUGCAUAGUCUAUCGUGAAAGAAGCGAGGUCAUCGCAUUUUUUACUUGUGUACACCUGUGUGCAAUAUUAGCAUCGACAGUUAUCUCGUCACAGUUCUACGGAGAUUUACAAUAUAUACAUGCACUGUUUGAGUUUGAAGGCUAAAAUACCAAAGCUAGAAGAAAGUAUUGUUUAUAAAGUUGCGGAAGUACUUCUUUACGGAGACGGUCCUAUGAUGGUCAUAAAAUAUUGAGCACAGAUGGUACGCGAUUUCACAAAGUCUGAUGCUUAUAGUAGGUAUAUGACAUCGCUCCAUCAUAUUUGAACCCCCAUGCAUGGAAACCCCAGUGUCUUCGAAGACAGUUGUACGUUUUCAUCAUCUUGUGCCUCGGGGCUUUAGUGUGAUCACUUUACACCAGCUAGCUUGCGCCCUAACCCUUCUGUCGCUUUAAUACCACUCGUAUAAAUGUAGAAAAGUACAGCCUCUGAGUUGCCUUUGUUAUCCUGGACUGCGGGCGUCACCACAGACGGUAACAACUGUAGUGCUAGUCCUAACACUGGCGAAAGCCGCACUGAAACUUCCAGUGUCCCUCUAACGAAUGGCUACAUUGUGGCGUGCCAAUUAAUUCAGGGGUUUGAUGUACCUGCGACACUGUGAGCCCGACAACUUGACAAUGCGCAUGCAUGUGAUACCGACUUGAAAGUGGUAGAGCUGACUGUCCGACCCGCCCGGUUUGAACCAAACAGAAACAAAAAAAGCAUACCGAUAUCACACUAAGAGAUAAGGAACUGUCUAAAUCGGGACAACAAAACUCUCAUAUGACCAACAGCACAUUUUGUGGGUGUCGGAGCAGGCGCGAAAGUUGGUGAAACUGAUAUGCUGCCAUAUUUGCCGUCUACUACGGGAAGGCGGCCUUCGAUGUUUGUCGUCUCUGUUUAACAAGUGCUGAUUGUUGGGCGAGUUGUAUAUUGUACAUGAGAAAGCAUGAUUGCACUUUAAGACAAUGACAGAGGAAGAACAGACACCACAGAGCGUUAACUUUCAACCGAUUUAAUUCAAGAGCCUCAGCGUAGAUACACACUGCGUCACCGAACCACACCUCAACCAAUCCGUGGCCCCGCCACGGACCGCAAGUAUACACUAACUCUUUCUCCGCCAGGUCAAUUGAACACACAGUGUGGCUUCAAUUGACUUGGCGGGGCACAGAUUGUUUGAGAUGUGGUGCGGUGACGUGGUGUGUAUCUACGCUGAGGCUCUUGAAUUAAAUCAGUUGAAAGUUAACGCUUUGUGAUGUCUGUUCUUCCUCUGUCCUUGUCUUAAAGCGCAAUCAUGUUUUUUCACGUCUCUGUUUGGACAACUCCUUUACUGCGUGCCGCCGUGCCUCACACAUUCAUGUUUUCUGUGAUAACAAACCUAUCGCCGUGUUCACCAAAGCUUGCUACGAAUAGGUGAAAAAAUGAAAGCCGUUUACAAAUCCCUGUAACGCCGAAUUGGAGCGCAGCUCUUGAGGAGGAGUAGGGAAGGGUACUGAGGGGGGUCACGUCACCUGCGGGUAGUCACGUGACCUCGGGGGGGGGGGGGGGGGGGGGGUCACGUGACCUCGGGGGGUCACCUGAUCUCGGGGGACGUCACGUGACCUCGGGGGGGUCACGUGACCCCCCCCCCCCCCCCGGUUACGCCGACGCCGACGGCGACGCCGCUCAGGCUAGAAACGGGCCCCUAAGAGCUGCGCUCUAAAAGUAAUUCUAUAGCAUUCGUUCUCGGUUAGAGUUACUGGACGUUCCCAGAGUGCAGACAAAUCCAAGCUCCGGUUCAGAACCGCUAUACCAGGCGCCACAAGUGAGGGCUUUCUUAAAGCGCCGGCGUGGCGCGAACCGUUGCCCGAUUCAAAUGAUUUAUGUGAAUGCAUCCAUCCAUUCACUCGUAAGAAUGAGGUCUCUGUGCAAGCGAAAUCAUUCGGGGAAGCAAAGAGAGGGCCCUCGUGGACUGGAGUAAGAACUGCUUAAUGUAGAAAGGCCUAAUAAACAUGAAGAUGAAGGAAAUCAAUCAACCAGCAAGUUCGAUUGGCUAUCCAGUUCCGGCGGAUGAUAUGAAAGGCGCUUCUGGAACAUUCAGUUACUCUUAUCCUUGGUUACGAACCGCCAGCGCAGACGUGAAAGGCGAUGGCCCGUGCCGUUCGAGUUGGUCAUAUAUUGUGGCGAGAAAAACGCCGUAUUUAGGCUUUUAUUUUGACCGGAUUUAUUCUGCGGAGUCUAUGCAAGAACCGCUUGACGGGAUUUGCAAUAUUUGUGUGUCGAGAGUGGGUCUUUACAAUAUACAAAUAAAAUAUUGAUACUGCGUGUCUUUUGUGCAAAA
Molecule: messenger RNA, 5391 nt
Organism: Ixodes scapularis (black-legged tick)
Lineage: Eukaryota; Metazoa; Arthropoda; Arachnida; Ixodida; Ixodidae
Product: serine/arginine repetitive matrix protein 1
Exons: 3
Coding region: 288-2558 (756 amino acids)
Source: RefSeq, a predicted model, not a curated record